CAAAAAAUUUACUGAAGUAGAUUUCAUUCAUGUCCGCCUUCCAAGAAAAGGUAAGGGACAGUGUAGAAAAGGUCAGAAUUAGUGUAUUAACUCCAUCCGUGUUCUCGCUGCGGAAACUGUCCAGAAAGCAAAGUCUGGACACCCGGGUGGAUUUUCGCCAGUGCUGUAACAUCUAGGAGCUCCUAUGGGUUGUGCACCUAUUGCGCACGCCUUGUGGGGAUCUGUGAUGAAUUACGAUCCCAAGAACCCCAAAUGGUAUAAUCGUGAUCGUUUCAUUCUGUCAAACGGCCACGCUAGCGCGCUUCUUUACUCCAUGCUUUAUCUUACUGGUUACGACAUGACCAUUGAUGAUUUGAAAUCCUUCCGCCAACUGGGCAGCCGCACGCCCGGCCAUCCCGAGUCGGAGAUGGUGGGCGUGGAGGUGUCCACCGGCCCUCUGGGCCAGGGCGUCUCGAACGCCGUGGGCAUGGCGAUCGCUGAGUCGCACCUGGCGGCGCUGUUCAACAAGCCUGACUUCCCAGUGAUCGACAACUACAUCUACGCGCUCUGCGGCGACGGCUGCCUGGAAGAGGGCAUCAGCCACGAGUCCGCGAGCCUCGCCGGGCACCUCAAGCUUGGCCGUUUGAUCGUUCUCUACGACGACAACUCCAUCACCAUCGACGGCCGCACCGACAUCUCCUUCUCCGAGGACACGCUCAAGCGCUACGAGGCCUACGGCUGGGACGUCGCCCGCGUCCCCGACGGCGACCACGACGUCGCGGGCAUCCUGGCGGCCAUCGAGCGCGCCAAGAAGGUCGAGGACAAGCCCUCGAUCAUCGCCAUCCGCACCACCAUCGGGUUCGGCGCCGCCAAGCAGAACACUUCCGCGGUUCACGGAUCCCCGCUCGGCUGGGAGGAUAUCGACCAGGUCCGCGCCCAGUUCGGAUUCCCCGCGGGAGAGUACUUCUCCGUCGCCGAGGACGUGCUGCAGUACUACAGAACCGCGGGAGAGCGCGGGUCGGCGAAGGCGGCCGCGUGGGCGAAGCUGUUCGAGGCGUACGGCGCUGCGUUCCCCGCGGAACACGCGGAGUUGGUGCGUCGCAUGGAGGGAAAGCUGAAGGGCGACAUAACCGCGGUUCUUCCGGAGAUGGGCGGGAAGGACGCGGCGACGCGGUCGAGCUCCGGCGUGGUGCUGAACGCGCUGGCGGCGCAGUACCCGGAACUGAUGGGCGGAUCGGCGGACUUGACGCCGUCGAACAACACGGCGCUGAAGGGAAGCGAGGACUUCUCGGCGACGAACCGCGCGGGAAGGUAUCUGCGGUUCGGCGUGCGGGAGCACGGCAUGGCCGCGAUUUGUAACGGUAUGUUCGCGUACGGAGGGUUCCUCCCGUUCUGCGCGACCUUUUUCGUGUUUGUUGGGUACUGCAUGGGCGCGGUGCGCAUCGCCGCGCUCUCUCACUACCGUGUUUUGUUUAUUCUCACACACGACUCCAUCGGCGUGGGCGAGGACGGACCCACCCACCAGCCCAUCGAGCAGCUCUGGCAGCUCCGCAACAUGCCGGGCAUCACCGUGCUGCGCCCUGCCGACGGCCGCGAGGUCGCGGGAGCGUACCAGCAGUACAUGGAGGGCUCGGGCCCCGUGGUGCUGGUGCUCUCGCGCCAGAAUCUCCCCUACCUGGAGGGCAGCAGCGCUGCGAAGGUGGAGAAGGGCGCUUACGUGAUUCGGGAAGUGGAGGGAACGCCCGAUCUGGUGCUGCUGGGAACCGGAUCGGAGGUGUCCAUGUGUGUGGCGGCCGCGGAGAAGAUGGAGGGAAAGAAGGUGCGCGUGGUGUCGAUGCCUUCUGUCGAGCUCUUUGAGAAGCAGCCGCGCGAGUACCAGAAGGCGGUGCUGGGAGAGAAUGUGCCGAUCAUGGGAGUGGAGGCGGGAGCCACGCACGGUUGGGAGAAGUUCACGCACUACCAGAUGGGAAUGACCACGUUCGGAGCCUCGGCCCCUGCGGCGAAGGUGUUCGAGCAUUUCGGAUUGACCGUGGAGAAGGUCGUGGAGAAGGGCGAGAAGCUGAUGAACUACUACGCAACACACCCGAUUCCUGCGAAGCUGGAGGAUUUCGGAUUCUAAGCGUGGUGAAUGGCGCAGAAUAAUACUGUUUCGAUU
Messenger RNA from Blastocystis hominis, 2134 nucleotides. RefSeq lists its product as hypothetical. Gene Ontology annotation, cellular component: cytosol. Lineage: Eukaryota; Bigyra; Opalinata; Blastocystidae. The record is from RefSeq and is a predicted model, not a curated record. Gene Ontology annotation, biological process: pentose-phosphate shunt. The coding region runs from base 185 to 2098 and encodes 637 amino acids. The transcript has 3 exons. Gene Ontology annotation, molecular function: transketolase activity.